This is a messenger RNA of Magnolia sinica, 2477 nucleotides long. RefSeq lists its product as uncharacterized. The coding region runs from base 166 to 2364 and encodes 732 amino acids. The record is from RefSeq and is a predicted model, not a curated record. NCBI's taxonomy places the organism in Eukaryota, Viridiplantae, Streptophyta, Magnoliopsida, Magnoliales, Magnoliaceae. The transcript is spliced from 4 exons.
GCUUUCUCACCCAAAGCUCUCUCGCCUUUCUCUCUCCGCCAUUCCCUUUAUAAAUACUCCCUCCCAAAACCGCAUCUGACAAAUCCCGACAGACCAAACUCCUCCUCGUCGACCGGAAUCUGACGACCGUCCUCUAAUUCCUGUCAAAUUCUCGCCGUAUAACACAUGGUGGUGAAAAUGAUGAAAUGGUCGCCGUGGCCGCCGGCGACGGUGAAGCGGUUCGAGGUGAAGGUGAAGCUGCUGAAAUUGGAAGGGCUGGAAGGAGCUGUUGAUGAGAAAGGGAAGAAGAAGAAGAAGGUUGUGGUGGUGGAGAUGAGAUGGAAAGGGCCGAAAGUGGGUUUGGUUUCUUUGAGGAGGAGAGAGAGGCGAAACGUUUCAAAGGAGGGAAGGUUCGCUGCUGAAACGGACGUCGUGGAAUUCGGAGACGAGUUUGAGAAUGUCUGUGGGUUUUCUGCUACGCAGAAGGAGAAUUCCUUCAAUGCCUGGGACGUUUCCUUCUCGAUUCUAUACGGAGAGGGUGUUCUGGAACAGCAAGGAAGCAAGCUGGCGGCAAUAGGGACGGUUUCAUUGAACCUUGGGGAGUUGGCUUCUCAGAUGCAAAAGGGAGAAACGGAAUCUCAGCUACAAAGAAACCUGUCCUGCCCUUUACAGAUUGCUGGCGUUGCUAGCGAGGCUACUCUUUCCAUAUCCCUGAGCUUCGUCGAGAUCAGAAUGUCCCAAGACUCCCUUGAAACACUUCAGCAACCCAACAAUAACGGCAGCGACAACAACAACGACAUUGGCAGCAGCAACAACGACGGGGACGACAACAGCAAUAACAACAUGCCCGAGAGCUUCCUGCGAAGGAUGACGAGCUAUGUGUCGCCGUAUGGCCGAGUCAAGAAGAAGAAGAAGAAGACGACGAUGGUAGGCCCAGAUCAGCAACAGCCAGAAGAAUUAAGCGACAGCCGCCCCUCCGGCCGCUUUUCGGCUGGCGACACCACCGAUGAGUCGGUUGCUGCCUUUGACACAGACUCCCCUGACGACGAGGCAGAUCCUGCCCCGGUGGAGCAAUUGGGUUAUGGCUCGAUUGCUUCGGCAGCCACGGCUGCGGCGGACGGAUCGGCAGUUUAUUAUAGCCAUGGGAGUGGGAGUGAGGAAGUGGGUCUGGUGAGUCAGUCAGAAUCGUCGGUGAGCUCAGUGGCUCGGUCCGGGUUGCCUCCCAAGGGCGGCGGUUUACUGUCGUGGAAGAGACGUAGGCUUAGUUUCAGGACAGGGAGGAGAAAGGAAGAGCCCUUGCUCAAUAAGGCCAAUGGGGAAGAUGGGGGAGAUGACAUCGAUUUCGCCCGGCGGCAGCUCGGUUCUUCCUCGGAUGAGUCCAGGUCGUCAAGCAAGAGAGCAAAUGGGAAAGUGGUGGAAUCCGUCUUUGGAGGCGAAGAUUUUGCAAUUGGCAGCUGGGAAGAGAAGGAGCUGAUCAGCAGAGACAGCCAAUCGAAGCUCAAAGCCAGCGUCUUCUUCGCCUCAAUUGACCAGCGGAGCGAGAGUGCUGCAGGAGAGAGUGCUUGCACUGCACUUGUCGCGGUGAUUGCCAACUGGCUGCAGACAAACCAAGGCACCAUACCGACAAAAUCCGAGUUUGACAGCCUCAUCCGAGACGGCUCAUUAGAGUGGCGGAAGCUAUGUGACAACGAGACCUACCGAGACCGAUUCCCUGAUAAGCAUUUCGACCUGGAAACUGUGAUACAAGCUGAGAUCAGGCCCAUAUCAGUCUCUUCAGAGAAAUCCUUUGUUGGUUUCUUUGGCCCGGAGAACUUCGAAUUAUUGCAGGGUGCAAUGUCAUUCGAUAGCAUCUGGGAUGAGAUCAGUAGCAAUGUGGAGGAUGGUGGGCCCCAGGUCUAUAUCGUUAGCUGGAAUGACCAUUUCUUCGUAUUGAUGGUUGAUGCCGAUGCGUAUUAUAUCAUCGAUACUCUGGGGGAGCGGCUCUUUGAAGGGUGUAACCAGGCCUACAUUUUGCGGUUUGAUGACACCACAUUGAUGAGCAGAGUGCCGGAGAAUGCAGCUGAUGGUGGGAAGGAUGACGUUUGUAAAGAGGAAGCGAAGGAAACGGUGGGGUCCAUGGAAGAAAGUGGCAAUGUAGGCUCUGGCAGAGACGAUGAUCAGGUAAUUUGCAGUGGGAGAGAGUGUUGUAGGGAAUUUGUCAAGAGAUUUCUUGCUGCUAUCCCAUUGAGGGAGUUGGAGAUGGAAGUGAAGAAAGAGAUGGUGUCUGGUGUCUCUCUCCUAAAAAGGUUGCAGAUUGAUUUCCACUACACUGCAACGACUAACCUCUCACUGUCGUGUCCUUCUUCUGGGAUGACUGCGGUAAUUGUAGAAACUAACAAUGCUUAGUUAUUUAGUUGAUUGUUUCAGUGAUUUUGGAAGAUGGGUCACGGUUGUAAUAUUGAGAUUAGGAAUGAUGUGAUCAAUGAGAAAAUAAAAUAAAACAAUUGUUUUAUCAUAAA